Molecule: messenger RNA, 556 nt
Organism: Eurypyga helias (sunbittern)
Lineage: Eukaryota; Metazoa; Chordata; Aves; Eurypygiformes; Eurypygidae
Gene: DNALI1
Product: dynein, axonemal, light intermediate chain 1
Exons: 4
Cellular component (GO): filopodium; axoneme
Molecular function (GO): dynein heavy chain binding
Source: RefSeq, a predicted model, not a curated record
GGAGUGGGAGGAGGGGAACCAGCGCUGGGUGCAGGAGGUGUCCAGCGCGCCCAGCACCCGCCUGGACGUCGUCCGCUUGGAGGAGCAGCUGGACCUGCAGCUGCAGCAGAGGGAGGGGGGGGGGGGCGGCGGCGGCAUCUGCCCCGUGCGCAGGGAGCUCUACUCGCAGUGCUUCGAUGAACUGAUCCGUGAAACUACAAUUAACUGCGCAGAGCGAGGGCUGUUGCUGCUGCGAGUCAGGGAUGAAAUCCAAGUAACAAUCGCUGCUUAUCAGGUGCUGUAUGAGAGCAGCGUUGCGUUUGGCAUGCGGAAGGCUCUACAAGCCGAGCAAGGCAAAGCUGACAUGGAAAAAAGAAUUGCAGAGCUGGAAGAGGAAAAGCGGGAGUUGGAAAGACAAGUGAGUGAACAGAAAGCUAAAUGCGAAGCCAUUGAAAAAUAUCACUGUGAAAGGCGACAGACAGAAGAAAAGAAACUCCUUGGAGAGGUUCAGUUCCUGAAACAGACAAACCAACAGCUGAAGGCCCAACUUGAAAGCAUCAUUGCACGAAACAAGUAG